AUGGCCAAUGAUCAACUUGUUGGAGAGGAGGAAAUCUAUAAAGAAACAUUUACCAGAAAAGACAGUGUUGCAAUUUUAAAUACUGACAGAGAACAAGCUAAUGACUCAAAUGCAUUUAAGGAAGAUUUCCAUUAUGGAGGACCAGCUCAUGGAUUGUUCACAUCAAAAACAUUUGAUCUACCAAAUGAUUUCUAUGGCUCAAUCGAGUUUAAAUCGGAAACGGGAUUCAUAUCAUCUGGAGUUAAUAUGCGUUAUUUUCAGAAUGAAAUGUUAAAGAUUGGUUUUGUUGAAAUUUAUGUUGAAAAUAAGGUAUGUGAAGAAGUCCCUGAUGUACCAUUGGCUUGGAACUGGAGAGCAUUACAUUUACCAAAGUCUCCUCGUUAA
Messenger RNA from Cavenderia fasciculata, 384 nucleotides. RefSeq lists its product as uncharacterized. Bases 1 to 384 code for a protein of 127 amino acids. The transcript has 3 exons. The record is from RefSeq and is a predicted model, not a curated record. NCBI's taxonomy places the organism in Eukaryota, Evosea, Eumycetozoa, Acytosteliales, Cavenderiaceae.